CGGGCCUCGCGCGGCAAGAUGGUAGCCGCGGCUGAGGAGGCUGAGGCGGCAGCACGGCCUGCGGGGCUCCGGAACCCCAAGAGGGAGCUGUAAGAGGGGCCGGCGGCGCCAGGCCCCGGCCCGGGCUGUGAGGACGGCGGUGGCGGUUGCGGCGGGGCCCCGGGACGAUGCUGCGCUCCACCGGCUUUUUCCGGGCCAUCGACUGUCCCUACUGGGCCGGGGCCGGCGCGGGGGCGUCCUGCUGCCGGAGGCCCUACUGCCACUUCCGGCACCGCGGCUCUGAGCGCGGCCCGGCCCGGGGUGAGGCGUCCGCAGCAGCCGCUAACGGCCCCGGUCCUGGCUGCGGGGGCGCGGCCCGGAGUGCGGGAGAGCUUGGCUAUGACCCAUAUAACCCUGACCUUCCGAAGCCUUCAGUUGGGAUUGAACAUGGCUCCCUGGGGGAUGUCACAGAACCCAGCUCUGGCAUCUUGGAGCUGGAGUUAGUCAACCAGGCCAUUGAGGCUGUCCGGAAUGAAGUGGAACGAGAGGAAAAGAAAUACAAGGAGCUGCUAGAGACAACCAAGGAGUAUGGCACCACAGAGACCUCACUUGUUUCACAAAGCCCCACUGGAACUGGGGUGCCCAACCCAGACUCUUUUGCCACAUCCUUAGAAUAUAAUCCAGGUAGCUACAAUAUAUUAAAUAAUAACACAGACUAUAACCCUACCCCCUUGGCUGCUGCUAAUAAAUGUAACAAGUAUACUUUGGAUUCUUUGGAGAAAUCCAAGGCUAAAGGUAACUCUCUGGAAUAUGUUCCAAAGUCUGUGAUCCAGCCCAAAAAAUAUAGCCGUGCUGCUCCCAACAGCAAAUAUGUGAUUGACAAUUCUAAGCCAUCCACAGAUUUGGAAUAUGACCCCCUUUCAAAUUACUCAGCCAGACUUUUAAAUAAGGGCAGUCCAAAGGACCAGAGAGGGGUCAAAAGAAGAAGGGACUCAAACCAAGAUGAGUCAUAUACGCCUUCUCUCAAGAAGCAUUGCGAUGUUUUUAGCAAUUAUGAAACAGAUGCCAGAUUUUCUGACUCAGAAGAUGAGGACCCUACCUCAGAGAACCAACCGAGCCCUGCCAGCCCCACAAAAGCCAGAACCAGUUCAGAGAGUCAGUCCAGCAGUGGGUCUUCGCCUGCCAAGGGAAAGCCUCUGGAACCUGAGGAAAGUAGUUUGAGGGAGACAAAGGAGAUUGCUGUGCAAUAUGACAUGGGGGAUAUCCAGCGGCGGCAGAGUCCCAUUGGAAAACCCCCACCAGAGAAAAGUGGAAAAGGAAGCAAACACUCUUCAGAAGGGAGAGAGAAAGUGGCAGGAGGGGACUUAAAGUGUAAAGGCAGCCUGAAGGAUCACAGAGUCCAGAAGAAAAAACCACAUGACCAAAAGAGCUCGGGCCAUCUGGAGGUGGAGAGUCAGAAAGAAAAAAGCAAAUCAUCUGAGAAAGACAAAGGGAAGAAUAAGGACAAAGCAAAAGGGAAAUUAGGGGAGAAAAAUCAUAGAGAGAAGAAACUCACUAAGGUCAAAAGUGAUGGGCACAUAAAUAAGAUGGAGAAAUCCAAGUCAGAAAAGCAAGAGGUGGCCAGGAAAGAGAAGUUAGUGGCCAGCUCAGGGAAAAAAAAGAAUGAUGGCCUUAGUAAGAGACCUAGCACAGGGAAGCUGGGUAACCAUAAGAAGGAGUCCAAGCUGAAGCUGGCAGAUCCUCCCAAUGGGAAAAACAUGUCUAGUAGCAAUAAGCUAAAAGACAAGAAAGGAAGCAAAACCUUCUCCUCAGGUAGGCUAAAAGACAAGAAGUCCCUUUCUCUAGAUGAACGCAGUUCCCAGGGGUCCCCAAAGCCUAAGAAGAGGACAUUGAGCCAUAUUGACCUCUUUGGAGAUGAAAGUGGGGAUGAAGGGGAAGGGACAUCCCCAGUUCUUCCUGCCACCCUUCCAAGUCUAAGCUCAGACUCAGACUCAGAUGAUGGAAGCUGUAGCCCCCUGAAUGAGAGUAAAGAACCAAAGCGUCUCCGGGGUGCCCAGAUUGCUACCUCUUCCUCCUCAUCUUCUGAGGCCUCUGAUGACAUUGACUAUUCUGUCCUGGAGAAGGAAUUGGAUUAUGAUUCAGACCCUAUGGAAGAAUGUCUUCGAAUUUUUAAUGAGUCCACAGAUGUGAAGACUGAAGACAAAGGGAGGCUCAACAAACAGCCAUCCAAGGAAGAGAAGAUUGAGGGAAAGUCAGAGGACAGCUUGACUACACUGUUUCCAGGCCAAAAGAGAAGGAUUUCCCAUCUCUCCAAGCAAGGAAAUGCUGAAGUCCCAAGCAAGCCCGUUAUUCGGCCUUAUCGCCCACCCACAGCUCAGGAGGCCUGCUACCGCCGCACCCAGCUUGCCCAGAGACAGGCCUCAGACAUUCUGGCAGCAAGAGUGGCAGCCCAGAAGCAUUCUGCGUCUCUGCCUGAGGAGAAGAGGAGAAUUGCCCAUGUACCCAAUCCCCACAUGGCCACAGCACUGGCUGCAGCAGCCAAUUCAACCCCCACAGGUGCCAAGAAAAGUAAUUCUUUGAACACCGUUCAAGUCGCAAAUGGCUCUGAGCCAAACAUCUCCUUGAAGUCCCGAACAAUGUCUGGGAUGGCUUCUAAAACGAGCACGACAUCCGUGCAGAAGAGGAUAGCACAUAUGCCCUCCCUACAGAGUGUAAGCUUAAAUAGACCAGUCAUUCCAACUGAGUUUGGGGCCAAGGUUCCUACCAACAUCCGCCAACGUUAUCUUAAUCUUUUUAUUGAUGAGUGCCUGAAGUUUUGUCCAUCACCCCAAGAAGCUUAUGACAAGGCUUUAUCUGAGGAGAAGGUGGCCUAUGAACGGAGUUCAAGCAAGAAUAUCUACCUGAAUGUGGCUGUCAAUACUCUAAAGAAGCUAAGGAGUUUAGGACCUGGUUCUGUACAAUGCGUAAACAAGAACAGCAAUCGGAAGGUGGUAUCUCACGAAGCUGUGCUGGGGGGGAAGCUGGCCACAAAAACAAGCUUUACACUGAAUCGAUCGGGUAACCUCAGAGCAGAAGAUUUGACAGGAGCUGCCUUGUACCGAAGAUUGAAGGACUACAUUCUAACAGAGGACCAACUGAAAGAGAAUGGCUACCCUCUGCCCCACCCUGAAAAACCUGGCCGAGCCGUGGUCUUCACCACCGAAGAGAAGAAAACCACAGACUCAUCCUGCCGAAUUUGCUGUCGCUGUGGCACUGAGUACCUAGUCUCGCCCACCGGCAAUUGUAUCCGGAAGGAGGAGUGCUGCCAUCACUGGGGGAGGCUUCGUCGACAGAGAGUGGCUGGUGGAUGGGAGACCCAGUAUAGUUGCUGUUCAGGAGCUGUUGGUUCUGUUGGGUGUCAGGUUGCUAAGAACCAUGUUCAAGAUGGCCGCAAAGACAACCUUGAAGGGUUCGUGAAUAUUGAAAAGCUUCCCUCUACAGAUGGCUAUCCAGGAAGAUACGCCCUUGACUGUGAGAUGUGUUACACCAAACAAGGGCUGGAGCUAACAAGAAUAACUGUGAUCAACUCUGAUCUCAAAGUUGUCUAUGACACUUUCGUGAAACCAGACAACAAAGUGGUGGAUUAUAACACCAGGUUUUCUGGGGUGACAGAAGAAGAUCUGCAGAACGCGUGUAUAACCCUUCGGGAUGUCCAGGCAGUAUUGUUGAACAUGUUCAGUUCAGACACCAUCUUGAUAGGACACAGCUUAGAAAGUGACUUAUUUGCUCUCAAGCUGAUUCAUACUACAGUAGUGGACACAUCGGUGGUCUUCCCUCACCGCCUCGGGCUCCCCUACAAGAGGGCACUGCGGACGCUGAUGGCCGACUACCUCAAGCGUAUUAUCCAGGACAAUGUGGAAGGCCAUGAUUCAAGUGAAGAUGCCAGCUCUUGCAUGGAACUGAUGAUCUGGAAGAUCAAAGAAGACGCAAAAGUCAAACGAUGACUCCUCUCUCCGUCCCCCCUUUCCCUUCCUCCCUAACCCUCUCUAUCUCAGUCCCCUCCAUCACCACCUCAGCCCCCUCACUUCCUCCAAAGCAGUGCAAUAAAUCCUCAGAGUUAACACUGUUCACCUUGCAAACAAGAGCCUCCCCGGCCCCUCCCCAGCCCCACUCCUCCCCUCCCUGCCCCCGCUCCUCCCUUAGCCCCCGCCCAGCAGCAUGCAUUACCCUGGCGUGGCUGUGCACUCUGGGGCACUCAUGGAAUCUAGAGACUUGUGCCAGCUCAGCCCAAGGGGCCGGGCUCCCUGGCCCCUGCACCUCUUGUCUCCAUCAGACGAGCAUUUCUGAUUCUUGCCUUUCCGGUCCCACAAGGUCAUGUUGAGCUGCACACCCAGAACUAGGUCCUAAUUCUCUGCCCCAGAGGCAGUUUGAUCAGGUCUGCAAAGUACUGUUUCUUUUUACAUGACGUUAA
This is a messenger RNA of Dromiciops gliroides (monito del monte), 4429 nucleotides long. It is a transcript of the gene REXO1, whose product is annotated as RNA exonuclease 1 homolog. The record is from RefSeq and is a predicted model, not a curated record. Gene Ontology annotation, cellular component: nucleus. Gene Ontology annotation, molecular function: nucleic acid binding; exonuclease activity. Lineage: Eukaryota; Metazoa; Chordata; Mammalia; Microbiotheria; Microbiotheriidae.